GGGGGUACAUCAGCCAGAAAAUAGAUAUUAGCUCAGACCACCCGCCUUUUCUCUGUCUGUCCGCACGGUGGGCAGAGCGCACAGCACCGGCACUGCAGCAGCCCGGGCCAGGGAGGGAACCAGCAUCACAGCCAGCGCCGCCUGCCCUGGGUAUAGGACUGAGGCCCAGGCCCCAGCGCUGGGAUUGCCUGGGCGGAGGAAUCUUGGGGAAAGGGGCAGCCUCCUGCCCUCGGUUCUGGGAUUUGGGUUUGGGAAGAGACGGUUUACCUUUGAAAAGCGUCUGCUCUCUCGGAGGUGGGAUCCCAGGCCUCGCCUGGACCCAUGGGCUAGGAGAGGGUCGCGGCAGGCUGGGAGGAGAGUGAGGCCUUGGGGGAGUGGAUGGGGUGCCCCACGAAGAGUCUGCCUCAGAGCCAGGUGACACAGAGGGGCUCCAGGAGGGAGUCAGGCUCCGCUGAGAGCCCUUAGAGAGACAACCUAUCUUGGGGGAGGGGCUGAAGUGACCAUGCAGACCCAAGGGUACCAGAAGAGCCUCGGGGAAACGCGGCAUGGAUGCGCAGGCCUUGGCGGGGCUCCGAAGCAGUGAAGGGUCUGGGUAUAAGGCGGACACCCAGGCUAGGCCUGAAAGCAGAGGGGUGAGGAGGACGAAGGUUCGAGUAUGAGGGGGUUGUCUCUUGUGGGGAGCCAGCGGGAAGCCAAGCACCCUGAGAGUAGGACUCCAGAUCCUUUUGUUCACCAGACUCCCCAGAUUCUAGGGAGGCCGGGGACCACGGGCUGAGCCCCCUCCUGGCUUCAGUGCUGAAGGAGAAGGCAGAGAGGCAACGGGGAGAGAGACAGAGACAGUGACACACAGCUUAGAGGAAAGGAGGGGAGAGGAUGAGAGGACAGAGAGAGAGAGGAGAAGGGAGACAGGAAAGCAAGAGGAAGGAAGAAGGAAAGCGGAAAAGAAGAGGAAGGAGAGAAGUGAAGACAGGAGAGAGAAGGGAGAAGACUGAAGAGAGACCAAGCAAGGAGAAAGAGACACAAGAACAGAGAGGGAAACCAGAGAGAAGGGAAGAGAGCCGGGUGGGCACGAAGGCCCCGGCCUGGGUGAGUGCCUACGUGGUGAAUGGCCUGGGUUUUUCCGAGGCCAGCACUCGCACCCUUGGGGUCAGAACCGGAAAGAGCCAAGUCACUCCGCUCUGAACGCGCUGGGCAGAGAAAUAUGUAAAUCAGGGCUCCCUGCGCCCUGGAGAGUGUCGAAAUUACGCCCGCCCGGUGAACAAGAAGCAACAAGCUCCCAGGCGGGUGAGCUUCAGAGGGUGGCAGAGUCGCGGGGGAGGGAGCGGCUGCAGUAAGGGGGGUGGGGUUCGGAACCUCACACCCUCACACCUAGUUCCUAGCUUCUAGGGAGCCUGGAGCCGGGGCUUCCCCCCCUCUGCUCGCUGCUUCUCUCCCUUCCCCCUUCCUCCCCCUCUUCCCCCUCCUUCCUCCUCCCCGCCGGCCUCGGUCCGCGUACUUAAAGCGGCGCGGGAGGGCGGACGCGGGCGGGCGGCCCGUUCGGGCGGUGGCAGAUGCGCCCAGCGGUGGCAGCGGCCAGCGGCGCGCAGGUGACCGGCCUGAGGCCCAGCCUGGUCAGGGAGCGCCCGGGGAGAGCUGGCGGCAGAGGGCAGCCGAUCCGCCCCCAGCGCGCGCGUCUCGGCGCCAGGAGCCGUCCCGGGGCGUGUUGGCGAGCGUUGAUAUAGAUAUAAGGACAUUUCUCUUCAUGGCGUCACGUGACAUAAUUACCACCAGAAUCAAUCAAGAUGAAUUGCACGUCAGCGCCCGGUGGGGAUUUUUGCUUAGUUGAUCCUGGCCCAAGCCUCUUGUGCAAUCGAUGGCUCAGGUUGGCUGCGCGGGGAGCGGCCAGGGGCUCGCUGGCGCGCACGCCGCGGAGCCAUGAACGACUUUGACGAGUGCGGCCAGAGCGCAGCCAGCAUGUACCUGCCGGGCUGCGCCUACUAUGUGGCCCCGUCUGACUUCGCUAGCAAGCCUUCGUUCCUUUCCCAACCGUCGUCCUGCCAGAUGACUUUCCCCUACUCUUCCAACCUGGCGCCGCACGUCCAGCCCGUGCGCGAAGUGGCCUUCCGCGACUACGGCCUGGAGCGCGCCAAGUGGCCGUACCGCGGCGGCGGCGGCGGCGGCGGCAGCGCGGGGGGCGGCAGCAGCGGGGGCGGCCCCGGCGGGGGCGGCGGCGGCGCGGGGGGCUACGCUCCCUACUACGCGGCGGCGGCGGCGGCGGCUGCGGCGGCCGCGGCGGCCGAGGAGGCGGCCAUGCAACGCGAGCUUCUCCCGCCCGCGGGCCGCCGGCCGGACGUGCUCUUCAAGGCGCCUGAGCCGGUGUGCGCUGCGCCGGGGCCGCCGCACGGCCCCGCGGGCGCCGCCUCCAACUUCUACAGCGCGGUGGGCCGCAAUGGCAUCUUGCCACAGGGCUUCGACCAGUUCUACGAGGCAGCGCCCGGGCCCCCGUUCGCCGGGCCGCAGCCCCCGCCGCCGCCCGCGCCGCCACAGCCCGAGGGCGCAGCCGACAAGGGCGACCCCAAGACCGGGGCUGGUGGCGGCGGGGGCAGUCCCUGCACCAAGGCGACCCCUGGCUCGGAGCCCAAGGGGGCAGCGGAAGGCAGCGGUGGCGACGGCGAGGGCCCCCCGGGAGAUGCGGGGGCGGAGAAGAGCGGCGGCGCAGUUGCCCCUCAGCGGUCCCGGAAAAAGCGCUGUCCCUAUACCAAGUACCAGAUCCGCGAACUGGAACGCGAGUUUUUCUUUAACGUGUACAUAAACAAAGAGAAAAGACUUCAACUCUCUCGGAUGCUCAACCUCACUGACCGGCAAGUCAAAAUCUGGUUCCAGAAUCGCAGGAUGAAAGAAAAGAAACUGAACAGAGACCGUCUGCAGUAUUUCACUGGAAACCCCUUAUUUUGAGAGCUCCAGGAAGCGCCCCCUCCCCAGCCCCACUCACCCACCCUCCUUCCCACCAGCCUGCUCUCCGCAGGCCCACUGUCCUUGGGUUUAAUGACGUCUCUUCUCUGUGGAACUUCACGAUUCCUUCCCACGGUCAACUCGGGACCUUCCAGCGACCACUGCAGCCUGCGGACGAGGCCGGGACUUGGCCGAGCGGAUCCUAAUAAGGGGAAAAUGGUAAAUGCAAACGUCCCUUUACAAUUUUACCGCCAAUGUGCUGUCGUUCCCCCUCCCCCUCUCCGAGUCCUCGUGGGGACACGGCGGGGUCUGUAGGAAGUUGGGCCGGGUUGGGGGUGCUAGAAGGCGCUGGUGUUUUGCUCUGAGUUUUAAGAGAUCCCUUCCUUCCUCUUCGGUGAAUGCAGAUUAUUUAAACUUUGGGAAAUGUACCUUUAGUCUGUCAUAUCAAGGCAUGAGUCACUGUCUUUUUUUGUGUGAAUAAAUGGUUUCUAGUAAAAUGGAGGUUACAGCUUCAA
Messenger RNA from Pan troglodytes (chimpanzee), 3446 nucleotides. RefSeq names its product homeobox D11 (gene HOXD11). The record is from RefSeq and is a predicted model, not a curated record. Lineage: Eukaryota; Metazoa; Chordata; Mammalia; Primates; Hominidae. Gene Ontology annotation, biological process: anatomical structure development; regulation of transcription by RNA polymerase II. Gene Ontology annotation, molecular function: RNA polymerase II cis-regulatory region sequence-specific DNA binding; DNA-binding transcription factor activity, RNA polymerase II-specific. Gene Ontology annotation, cellular component: nucleus. Bases 1915 to 2934 code for a protein of 339 amino acids. The transcript is spliced from 2 exons.